AUGAUUGACGAAGAUGCCCCACGCGAACCGGGAAAAGUAAAGGGAGAGGCAUGUCCAGAGCAUGAGCACCUGACUAUAAAUGGGCUUGCAACAUUCCAUUGUGUGGAAUCAAGCUACUGUGAUCACCAAUCUGUGUUAACAAUGACAAACAUGAAGCCCUUGGUUCUCUGCUUCUGUCUCCAAGCCAUUGUUGUUAUGAUUACAAUACCAGUAAGCCACUGCAGAACCUUCCUUCCAAACAAUGGAAACCUGAUAGACAGCACCUGCAAGAAGACCCCCAACUACAAUCUUUGCCUUCAAUAUCUCAAGGCAAGCCCUGGGAGCUCCAGUGCUGAUGUCUCAGGGCUGGCUCUAAUCAUGGUCAAAGUCAUGAAAGCCAAAGUAAACGAUGGCUUGAAAAGAAUCCAUGACUUGCAAAAGGGGGGAGCCGGACCUAACCUAAAAAAAGCAUUGAGUUCUUGUGCUGAUAGCUACAACUCAGUGUUGACAACUGAUAUUCCAGAAGCCACUGAGGCUCUGCAGAAAGGGAACCCCAAGUUUGCUCAAGAUGGGGCUAAUGAUGCUGCUAAUGAGGCUAACUACUGUGAGGAAGAUUUCUCUGGGCAUUCUCCUCUCACCCAACAGAACAAUGCUUUGCAUGAUUCUGCUGCUAUUACAUCUGCUAUUAUUAGAUUGUUGCUCUAG
Messenger RNA from Sphenostylis stenocarpa, 684 nucleotides. Lineage: Eukaryota; Viridiplantae; Streptophyta; Magnoliopsida; Fabales; Fabaceae. The record is from the annotation of a GenBank genome assembly.